Messenger RNA from Diaporthe batatas, 2363 nucleotides. RefSeq lists its product as uncharacterized. The transcript has 2 exons. NCBI's taxonomy places the organism in Eukaryota, Fungi, Ascomycota, Sordariomycetes, Diaporthales, Diaporthaceae. The coding region runs from base 200 to 841 and encodes 213 amino acids. The record is from RefSeq and is a predicted model, not a curated record. Gene Ontology annotation, biological process: nucleotide metabolic process. Gene Ontology annotation, molecular function: catalytic activity.
GGUGCAUGGUAAUGACGUGCUGCCAUGGUGAGACUUUCCGUUCAUCCUCAAGCCAUACAUGUACAUAUACCACCUGAUAAACUGGCUCUGGGAGCUUGGCCUGCCAACCUUUCCCUCAUGACAGAAGCUCGACACAGUCCCUGCAGGCUGGCCGACCACAAACGCUCCUCCCACCAGAACCGGUGACACGACCGGCACGAUGGCGCCUCUCGUGCCAGACGCGUCCUUCGACGGACCAAAGCCAGCAAACCCAGCCCACACUCCAGUACUGGCCGACCAAAGCGAGGCCAACUGCCCCUUCUGCCGGAUAGCAGCCCUCUACAGGCCCUUCGACCCGUCCUCGCCCCCGGCAACCGACUCCCCCGCCCUCUCGACCACCAAGGCAGACCCGAACCCAGAGACCUACGUGCUGCUCUCGACCCCGGACGUGAUCGCCUUCCUCGACAUCAUGCCCCUCUCGCGGGGCCACCUCCUCCUCUGCCCCCGGCGCCACGCCCCCAAGCUCACGGGGACCACGCCCCGCGAGGCCCGCGAGCUGGGCUACUACCUGCGCGUGCUGUCGGCGGCGCUGAGCAGGGCCACGGGCGUCGACGACUGGAACGUCGUGCAGAACAACGGCGCCGCCGCCGCCCAGGUCGUGCCCCACAUGCACUACCAUGUGAUCCCGCGGCCCGAGAUCCGCGCCCAGGGCCGGUGGAGCGAGAAGUUCACCAUGUUCGGGCGGGGCCAGAGGAGCGACCUCGAUGCCGAGGACGGGGAGCUGCUGGCGGGCAGCGUCAGGGCCGAGAUCGCGAGGGUGCUGGCGGAGGAGGUGGCGCGGCCCGUCAAGGGGAAGCUGUGAGUUGUUGUGGGCAUGGGGUUGCACAGCCAUUCUGGUCUUUGGGUGAGAGGAGAGGGCUCGGCCGACCUCUUUUGCCGGCCUGGCCGUGGUACGACGGCGAGGUGAGUACUGCCUUUGGCUCUUCAUCUUCACUAUUUGACCUGUUAGGUACACUGGAUGAUUCACGACUCUCGAUGCUUUAGGCGCGGCGGACAAGCACCCAGUUGGGAUGCGGACCUAACAUCAAAUGCAUUCGUGCCCUGGCGCCGAUCAAGCGAUGGACCAUAAUUGCAUGCGGAGUCUCAAGAGCCUGCCCGCUUCUGCUGUAACUUUGGUCACCGGCUCACUAAUUGAAGCGCAUUUUGAACAAGUUCGGCAGAAUCACGAGUAGACACGAAUUGUAAUGGGGCAUCGUCUACGGGCUCAACUUACGAGCCGCGAGGGCAACUAGACAUAACAUUGGCCUCUCUUUGUUUGUGAAGACAACUGACGCGAAUAUGGGGCGCCGGCGGGGACAUUAAUGAAUAUGUGGAAGAUAAGACGAGAGUCAGGAGACAGGAAACAUACCUGGGCAGCGAGUGAGCAGUUGCGCAUGUAGAAUAUUACUAGAGUCAAGACGCCAGCCACAUAUAAUGCAGAUCGUUCGGCAAACUGCCCGUUGGCACACUGCUGGGUAUCGAUCAUUUUAUUUCGUUUCUAGUAGACCAUUCCCACCAUUCUUUUCAGAUGCUUCAUUAUCUAUCUUGUACAUGAUCAUGAUCCAUCGACAACAAAUGUCUACUCGUCGUCACCGUGGAACACCCGGAUGGGCAGCCAGGCGUCGCCGCAGACCUUGAACCUCUCCUUGAUGCCGUCGAGGGCGGCAACCUCGUCGUCAGUCAGGCUCCAGCCGUCCAGCUCCCUGUUGGCGACGAUGCGCGACUCGGUGACGCUCUUGGGCAGGACGGAGAAGCCCUUCUGCAGGCCCCAGACCAGCAGGACCUGCUGGGGCGACUUGCCCUUGUUCUUGGCGAUGGACAGCAGGGCCUCGUUCUUGCCGAGGGGGGAGUCGGUGCUGCCGAGGGGCGAGUAGGCGGAGGGGUGGAUGUUCUUGCCCUGGAGGUACUUGAUGAGCUUGGGCGAGGGGUUGCAGGGGUGCAGCUCGAUCUGGUUGACGGCGGGGGUGACCUUUGUGGUCUCGGCGGCGAGCAGCUUCUCCAUGUUGGUGAUGUCGAAGUUGGAGACGCCGAUGUUCUUGACCUUGCCCGUGUCGAGCAGCUUCUGCAUCUCGCGCCAGGUGGCGACAAAGUCCCAGUCGGGGUAGUGCUUCUUGAGGUCGUCGGGGUCGGUGGAGCUGGGCCAGUGCAUCAGGUACAGGUCCAGGUAGUCGGUCUGCAGGUUCUCGAGCGACUUGCUGAAGCCCUCGGUGACGCGCUUGUGCCAGGGGUUGUCCAGCUUGGUGGUAAGCCAGAUCUCGGAGCGGGGGACGCCAGAGGCCUUGAUGCCGUCACCGACCUCCUUCUCGUUGCCGUAGGCGAAGGCCGUGUCGAUGUGCCGGUAGCCU